UACCAUUUGCUUUGCCUUUUGUGUGUCGGCAAUCUCUGCUUCUAUCGAUCUUGGUGUCGCCUUCAUUUCGUCUGAAAUCCUGUGUUUUGCGUCUUGCAAAAUAUUCAUCGCAAAGAUUGUCGUGUUAUUUUUUUUUUUUUGGGGAGUUUGUUUGGGUUCUCUGUUUUGAGACAAGUUUUGCAUCUCUGUAAAUCGUUUCUCCCCAAUUGUCAUCGGCUUUCCGACCAAUUUUUGGUGCGGUCUGGGUGCGAUCUUUGUUCAGAUCAUCGUAAUUUUUAUUUAUUUAACUCAGUUUGUCGAGGCUUUGUCGGCUAAGAGCGGAUUUUGCGUUUGGUUUACUCCGCUGAUAAAUCUGAGAUUUAACAGGAGUUCGAAGGCGACUGUUGGUUUGGGUUUUCCAAGUGUACAAGGAGGUUGAUGGGUUGAGUUCGGUUACACAGAUAACGCUGCAGUAUACCGUAUAACGGACGGGCGAGUAUUCUGGUUGGUUUUGAUAGUUGAUUUUGAAUAGGCAAAUGUCACAGUCUUUGAGUUUGGCCUCUACAGGCCUUUACAAAUUUGGAUUGAGCCCUCAAACCAGAGUUUCUACCGGGAAAUACAGAGUCUCUACUUUGAGAUCCUCACCUGGGUUUUUUCGUGUCCGAGCUGUUCAAGAGGGUGGAGGGUCUCGAAGACUAGUUGAUAUCAUCAGAACUGUGCCAGAACUCUCGAGGAACUAUUUUAGAAGUCCAUCACGCAGGGCUCUCUUUGGUGGAAUCUCUUUGUUGGGUGGCUUUUAUGUGGCACAAACGAUAUCUUUGUCAUUUGGAGCUUUAGGAGUCAACGAUGUUAUUGCUGCAGUCGUGUGUGUUCUCUUGACAGAGUAUGUGACAAAAUUUUAUUACAGCCGACCAAAAGUAACAUUCCCCAUCGCUCUUCUCAACAAUUUCAAAAUGGGAUUCACUUAUGGUCUGUUCAUCGAUGCGUUUAAGCUAGCCAGUUAAUGGCAUAUUGGAAACAAGUAAUUUGUCUUCGUGAUGAAGCCCUUUUGGUUUGGCCUAUGUAAAGUUCUCUGUGUUUGAUAGUGCUAUAGAUUAAAAGAUAAAUUUCCCUAUGUAUUUAUUUGCUUUUCACCGUAUGCAGAUUUGCCUAUGGAUUUUGCUACUUGGAAAGGAAACACUGUUCAGGAUAAGCUGGAGUUUUGUUUAUGCAUACUACAUUCAAUGUGAUGUUUGACUAACA
Molecule: messenger RNA, 1221 nt
Organism: Malus domestica (apple)
Lineage: Eukaryota; Viridiplantae; Streptophyta; Magnoliopsida; Rosales; Rosaceae
Source: RefSeq, a predicted model, not a curated record